GCGGUAAGACUUAUUGUUGGCGAUGAUAACCGCUGGGACGUGAAACGCGAUGAGGUCGAUCGGUGAUGUAAUGGUAGACUUUAAAUGGUGAGGAUACAGCCGAGGUUUCUCUCGUGUGAGCAAGAAGAGGCCAACGACAUACCAGAUCGCCAGACCUCAGACUCUAUCUGAAAACUUUUCUCGUUACUGUCAAAGAAAGGUGUCGAGACUACAACACGGGUCUCAUUUUCCCCACCAUCACUACUCCUCGCCCCCCUUCCUCCGCACACACACCCACCCACACACACUGGAGGACUUGGAAGUCGAGGCGGAUCUUUUUGAUUCACACCCCCAGUGGACUACUAAGUUACCGCAGUAACACCUCUGUGAUGCGGCUGGCAGACCGGCACUGGCUCUCCAAGUCGGUUGUUCCACUGCCGCUGCAGGCUUGGUGGUUAUCACCCACUGCAUCGAGAGCGAGCCUCCCGCGCUAUCUGUUUUCUCAGUCGGGUGGCGGGUGGGGUAUUUCUCUUCCUCCUCCCUGCUCCUCCCCCCCCCCCAACCCUUCCCGCAUCCCAUUGACAGAGAGCGAGACUGGAGCUCUCACGUUUACACUGACACUUAUGGGAACGAACGCCAAGGGGGCCCAACAUCCCUCUCAGUGAAAGUCGGAAGAGGGCGGAGCUUGCAUAAUGAGUAAUUACUCCCGGCUAAGCUGCGCGAUUGGCCGACGGGCGAGGUGAUUGAUGGGGAGCGAGGACCGCUUUCGGCGUGACGACGUUCAUUCAUAACUUUACGAGCGCCCGUGGACGAGUUCUGUGGAGUAAAUCGAGAGAAGGCUGGAAGAGAAAAGUAAGAAGCUGGGCUGGGGGGUUUAUGACAGAAGAAGAGAAAAGAGGAAGGGGGAAAAGAGGAGAAAAAAGAGUGAGCGUUGCAAAAGAAGGUCGAUGGAGGGAAGAGAUAAAACUGUGAUGGCGAGAUGAGCUGACGAAAGGGGAAAUUGGGAAUAGAGAACAGAGGCGAGGAGGAAGAAAGGGGGGUAACGAGCGGCGCACGAGGCUUGUGGUGCGCCUGCCUCUCUCUUGCACAACGGACGGCCUUUUUCUUCGCUUUCCUUUUGCCCGCGGUGUGGAGAGUUUUCGUCGAGAAUCAUCACCAUCAUCAUCACCCCACCACCCCUGUUCUCCACCACUACAUCCCCGGCGACUGGCAGACCUGCAGCGCACGCCACUCACCCACUGGGUCCCAAGCGAACGCUUCGUUUGAUCUGCGACUUUUUCCGGGCGUUUGUGCGCAGCAGACGAUAUAGUCGGAGGGGCGCGCGCUAGGCCCGUGCUAAGCUGCCAGUCUGCUCCUGCUUCAUCGGCAGCGCACCUGUGGGAUUUCCAGCAUGGGCUGAAGAAGGUCAGUGUGUCGAGCCUGACCACAGGUGCUUGAGAACGCCGGAGAGUUUGCGCGUGCGCGUGUGUGCGUGCGUGCGUGCGGCCAUGCACUGUCGUCAUCGCCGGAGGAAGAGCUUCGGCGACCUCUUGUGUUCUUGUUCUUGUCUUCGCUGGCAUCGUCAGCUUCGUCGGAGAAAGGGAAAGAGAAGGAUGGCCAAGAUUCUCGAGUAUAAAUACAGUGGCACACCCUGAUGGAGAGCUGAAGGACCUCGCUAAUUCCCAGAAAGACUCACAAGAGGAGGAAAGCUGGUGGGAUAAGAGAGAUUGUUGUUAGAUGUUUAUUUCUUUAAGCUGAACACGAACGAUUUCACAGACAGUGUAAACAGGGAUUUUGUGUGCGAGUUGGUCGCUGUGGCAAUGAGUAAUAAAUAACGGAGGGGAGGAGAGAGCCAAGGGUGCGUGGAGCAGGCGCUAUCAGCCGCGACCGUCUCUCUUCCCAUCGAUGACGCCGUGUCGCCUGCUGGCUUGCGAUUGGCCGGCGGAAGUUUGAGAGCCUGGGUUCGUGCCCGGCCUGAUUGGUUGAUGAGCGGGAUCCGAUCGCCACCAGGCGGCUUAUUGGGUGUGUCAAGUUCCACUGGGAUGCCUGCAGGCCGCGUGCUGUUCUCUUGUCUUCGGUCAGCGUGAUUGACGUCUGCAUAUAUAUCGGCGGCUGAUCAGAUUCCUUUCGUCACGCGCUCGUCGGGACGAGCUCGCCUGUUGACACGUUCUAGUUCUUGAACACCAGCUUCAACCUGGAUACCUGUCUUCUGUGGACUUCAUAUUUAAUUUUUAAAAAAACAAGUCAGCUGUCACUAUUUUUGUCACGACGAAUUAAGUGUGCAGUUGUACAAUUCUUCAGUUUGCGAUUCCCUCCAAAAAAUUAAAGGAUCAUUUUAUGGAGGAACUAUCGUCGUUUUGAAACGAUACAAUUUCAGGACAUGCAAAGGAAUCUUUCCUUGAGUACAGAUGGAGUGAAAGUUGCUUUUAUUUCCGAUUUGGGUGUUUGUGCAUAUCGCAAGGGGACUCUCGAAGUCCUCGAAGUUUCAAGGCGGGGUUGCGAGUGAACUUUGACCUACAUCUUGAUAAACUCGCCUUUUUCUCCAACAAAUGAGUGACGGCGAAAGAGCGCAGUAGGAAAGAAAAAAAUAAUAAUAAAGAAAAGCGCGGUGAUGAGCAGACUUGUGCACGGGGGAGUACUAUGCUCUCGCCCGUGAGGAGGGGAGAGUAUCUGGACGGUAGGAUGGUUCUGGAGGACCGUUCCCCUCCCGACUGCGCCGCGGAGCUGCAGGAUUCGUACGCAGGCCGGACGCCACACGAUACGGGUCACCAUCUGGCGGAGAACCACCAUCAACACCAACACCACCACCAUCACAACAACAACAACAACAGCGCACAUACGAACUUUUCUCCACACGCCUCUCAUCAUCACCAGUUCCUCAAUAGCCAGCACGUAGGUGGCGGUGGUACUGGAGGAGGUGGUGGAGGUGGCAGCCACCACCUUCCAUACUAUUUCAACCACUAUACCACUAUCAUCACCAUCAGCAACAGCAGCAGCAACGACCUGCGCAUGGCGGCGCCUAUCAUCACAACCCUCGACCGUUGUCGUCACAACAUCUGUCUCGGCAUGACAUGCAGACGUCACAAGGCGUGCCCCCGCUUACCCCCGGCACUACCCAGAAGAUGUCGCAGGUCCUGCAGGAGAGCUUCCGGUCCUUCGACAAGGAGCAGCAGCGACUGAACAUUUCCAAAGAUCCGGCUCAGUGGAGUCCCCUACAGGUGCGCCAGUGGUUGGCGUGGGCAUCGGCGGAACUUAGCCUGCAUGGCAUCGACACGGCCAUGUGGACCAUCAAGGGCAGCCAGCUGUGCAAGCUGGACAGGGAGGAGUUCACUGCCCGCUGCCCUCCUUUUGUUGGGGACAUCUUGUGGGAGCAUCUGGACAUGAUGAAGAAAGAGGUGGUACAGGCGCGAUCACUCUUGUGCUACAGCGAACCCAUGUGUGUUCCCGAGCUGGGCGACUAUCAACAGGGCUACCCAAGCCCCGAGCCCACCCUGCCCCCUACCCCCAACGGUCAGGGGUACAUCGAAGGCCCUUACCACAUUCCAGAACCCAUGCAGUCCAUGUCUGAUAGUGGAGUUGACGCCAUUGUCGGUGGCAACAGUGGUGGCGGAGCAAGCGGUGGCGGCGGCGGUGGUGGUGGAGGCAGUGGUGGGACCAGCAGCUGUGGGGCUGGAGGCUUCAGCGAGGAUAACUCCGAGUACCAGAGCUUAGAGCACAGUUGUUACUACGAGACUGGCCACCCAGAGUUCUACCCGCUACAUGAACCCAAGUAUCACCCACCUGUACAGCAAACCCCAAAGAAUAUGUGCCUUGGUCAGUAUGUUGGAGACUCCAGCAAUCAGGAUUCUUACUAUGAUACACCUCACUCCUACCAGACUGUGCCUAACAUAAAAUCUGAGUUGCCCUGGUCCCCACACGACUAUGGUACAGACUUGGGAGAGCCGUGGCCAGCUGGAGACAUCCCUGGAGCACUGGCUGUGCCAGGUGGAUUUCGUGCCAUGCAGUCAGCCUCUCCAGAUGGUAGCUCAGGGGAACAUGGUGGCAAGCCAAUGAUCCAGGCAGCAACAUUGGCAGGAUAUUCUGGGAGUGGCCCAAUUCAGUUGUGGCAGUUCUUGCUGGAGCAGCUUACUGACAAGUCUUGCCAGCAUUUCAUCAGCUGGACAGGUGAUGGCUGGGAGUUCAAGCUGUCUGACCCAGAUGAAGUGGCACGCAGAUGGGGCAUCCGCAAAAACAAGCCAAAGAUGAACUACGAAAAACUCUCCCGUGGGCUGCGGUACUAUUACGACAAGAACAUCAUCCACAAAACAGCAGGCAAGCGCUACGUCUAUCGCUUUGUGUGUGACCUCAACAGCCUUUUGGGUUUCACACCUGAAGAGCUCUUCAAAGCUUGCGAUGUGAAGCCACAGAAGGACAAGGAAGAGGACUGAAGUUCUUGUUAAGGAUCCUUCUUGAAUUCAGCUUUUGUUACAGCCCAUCAGAACCCAUUGUCUGGUGGUGUGGAAGGCCUUGACUACCCUCUCUACCAUUGAGCUGCCACCUAUCUUAAAUUUGGUCAGACAUAAUUCAUUGGUGAGAGGGGGAUAUGUCUGAUUGACACGCAGUUCGUUAUGUUGAAAAGGUGUUACUGAGAAAGGAGAAGACAAAGAUAAUGGCAGACUUUUGUUUUCCUUCUUCAAGGACAGAAAAGUCCAAAAAGGGACACAUUUUUCUACUGUGCAGGAUGGCAUGUGUUUUGCUUGCUUAUGAAACUGUGAAAAAUAUUUAGGUUUUACAUAUGGUUUGUUGCCACUGAUCUCUUAAACACAGACUUUGGAAGGCAUUGAAGGCAGCGUGAGGUACGAACAAGGAAGAUGAUUGACCUUUCUGUUAACCCCAGAAACAGUAUUUUUUUUCAGCAUGAUGUAUUCUGCUAAUGAAAAGAGAAGAGAAAGCGACUGCGUUGAUCUCCCUUCCUGUGCCUGAAUAUUUCUUCCUGCCUGCCUGCCUGCCUUCAUUUCAUCGUUUUCUAGUGCAGUUUGUGUUAGGAGUGAUACUUGCAAGAAGGCUAGUUAAGGCUUCUGGUGAUAAAAGACUUGAUGCUGGAGCUAUAAGCUCAUGGCGUAAAAAAAUGGAAUGCUGGAAGAUGCCAAAGUGUUGGCCAGGAGAUGUGUUUUGUGCUCUGUAAAUCUCUUAUGAGCAGUCUUACAUUUUGUGCAGCUUUGUGGCAAAAAUGAUGUUCCAGAAAGUAUUUGCAUAUGUGUGCGCAAAGGUGUAUGUGCUUGCACACAUACGUACGUGUGUGUGUGUUUAUGACUGCAUUUCAGAAGAAAAUUUUAUGAUUUUUAAAAUUUAUCAUGUGCUUUUUAUUCAUUUGAAUUUUGCAUAGCAGAUAGUUUUGAAACAUUUGGUGACUUUUUAUUGGAAAAAAAGAUUCUCAAAGAAUUAUCAGCAAGCUGUUCUUCGGUAAUAGAAGGAACUAUGUAAAUAACACUUGCUGUCAUGGUUACUCACAGCUUCUGUCAUUAAAGACAAAAAAGCUGCUUUUGUUGUCAAAAGGACAUUCAAAGUUUUUGAAACCUUGAUUGCUGUGUUCUAGAUCUGUUAAAAUUUGCUAGUUGAAGAACAUUGCUUAUUUUUUCUUUCUUUUUUUUUUUUAAACCACUUUGGAACUUGCAGUUUUGUUGAGUCAUACACACAAUGUAAGCAGAGCAGCUUAGAUCUGACAGCCCAAAACUAUAGUACCCAGUAACUGCAAAAAUUUAACAUUAUUACAUGAAUGACUCAAAAUAUUGAUUUAUUUUCUCCUCAACGUUUCAGUUUGUUUAGAUGCUGUGAAUUUAGGUGUAAUAGAAGCACUAUUUCUAGAUGAGAACAGGAUUUUCCUAAUAACUCUGUUUAGAUGCUAUGAAUAGCUAAUAUUUCAUGGAUGGCCUAACUCUGCAUCCCUUUUCCUUGCGCAUAAAUUGAAAUCAGCCAGUUGACCAGUUAAUCAGAGUCCAUAUUGCGUGAAAGACUAAUCUCAAAUGCAAACUUUAAAAAAAAGUGGGCUCAGUUUAUCACAAAAUACCUGCUCCUUUUGUACGGUGCAAAUCUUUGAGCAUUGCAGUUUUGUCCUAAUCACUAAUUAUCUGCUUAAUAUACCCUUACUUUUUUAACCCAUUCAGCUGAUGUAUAAUAAAUAUUUUAAAUAAUAUGUAAUAAAUAAUAUUUUUAUUUACCAGAUGGUGCAAGGAAAGGUGAUGCAGUUAGAUAACAUAAACUUAGAUCCUCAUAGACACUCUCAGCCAACAUAGACUGUCCAACUGUGUCAUAUGGGACUCAGCUUAUUCUAGUUACCUUUCCCUGUAGCUCAGAUUUUCAUCAUUUCUUUAGUUCUUUCACCAUUUGCAAUGUAAUACACCUUUGGUUUUCUUUAAAGUAAUAUUCCCUGAUAAUGACUUCUUUAGUCUGUGUUUUUUGCCACUUUCUUUUCCACAAAGGACACUGAUAUCUCCUAACUCCUUAUCCCACAAAACUGCAUUUUCCAAAGAAACAUGCCUUUGAUGUUGAUUAUCAAUGUGAUGAUGAGUAAAUGCUGCAGUCAAAGACAGUAGGAAUGGAAACAUUAACCUUUGUUAACUAUGUACAGAGAGUGUGCAAGACUGUUAUAUAAGAAAAUGGAAAAAUUAUAUUUUUACUGAAUGGAGAAAGACUCAUAUUUACAUGUAUAUGUUAAAAAUACAAAAAGAAAAACUAUAACAUGAAUGAGUCUAGCCUUUAUAUUCUUUCUAUACGUAUAUAAAUAUAUUUUGUAUGGUGAUUGUUUUGUGUGAUCUUCAGCAUUGUUACUGUACAUAUUAUGCUUUUAUAUACACCUUUGUAUAAGUUGGAAGGGAUGGGGUGAGAGAGUUUGUGUAUGUUCAAAUAGAUGAAUGUUGUCUUGUGGAAGAGAGUGAAAGAUUUUUACAGUCUAGUAGGUGGGUUGAAAGGCAUAAAAAGUGUACAGGUAUUUCAGUCUAUUAUGUGUUGUCUUGUGCUGCUUAAGGGUCAUAGAAAAAUAUAAUAAAUCAGAGUUUGCACACUUAAUUCCUCCUCUCUCUCACUCAUGCACAUACACAUGUUCACUUCAAUGACUCAGAAGAGUAUGUGAUUUCAAGAUAAAAGUACUAAUUAUGCAGGGUAACAGUUUCAAUUUGUGAUGUGAAGCUCAUGAGAAAACUAUAUUUUUUUUUUAGGCUGCUUUGAGUUGUUUUUUUGUUUGUUUUUUUUAAUGUUGCUUUUGUUUGAGAAAAAAGUAUGUUAUGUGUGUGUAGAUAUUUGCCAUAGGUUUUUGGUAGGGUUGGUGUAUGUGCAUAUUUGUGUAUGCCUGUGCGUGCUUGCACAAAAAAUGCAUAAACAUGUUCAUAGUUCAGAUCCAGUAAAGUAGGUGUAGGUUGUUUGUUUUGGCUUUUAGUUGUUUUUUCGUUGUUGUUAUUUGAACACUUUCAAAAUCAUGAUAUAUCAGCAAAAUGAAUCUGCCACUUGUUUGCUUUUGUUCUGUCCAUCCCUUCUCAACCUAAUUUUUUUUGUAAAGUCUUGUUGGACGUUUCUCAGUUUGUUGACAGUUUGACAUUUGCAGGGGAGUUCCUCGGUGUGUUGAUAUAUUCACUCUUGUAGUCAUCACUGCCAUGCUUCAUGCCAGCAUCUUGGUUCAUGUUUUUCUGACUCUGGUGCAAAGUUCUGACUAGUCAGUCCACCACAAGUGUUCUAUAAAAGGAUCUAUAUCUCAAAAUAUAUUUUACACCAUCCAUGCUUAGCUUUUCUUUUUUGGACAAAUAAACUAUUUGCUGUUACCACUCUCUACCACAGUCCUUACCUAUUCAGAUUCUUUUGUCAGUUUGCUUUGUCCACAUAUUUUGAAGGGUAUUAAUGGUUUUUACACUGUUUACACCUAGGUAGUGAAAGUGCAUAUUUUUUCAUGUACUUGAAAUUCUGGCACAGAUCUUUUCUUGUUGGUGCAUUUGUAACACUUUUGUGUUGGAUCCGCAGUUAUUUUUACUAGUUAUUAGAGAGAAACAUUGAGUUAAAGAAAUUUUGUUUCUGGGUUGUCUUUGCUAAGGAAGCAGAAUUAGCAUUUUGUAUAUGUUAAAAAUAAUUGACCUGAAGGUUAGCAUGUAUCAAGAAGCAGGGGGAUAUAUUGAAAUGUGUUAUCCUAGUUAUAUGUGCUAUACCAUGAAACCAAUUUUUUUUUAUUUCAUCAUCAUGCCUUGACUGGUACUAGCUAAUCACCAGAUAAGCUGUCUGCCAGAUGAGCAGGCUGCUGGUUCUGGUUGUUUGGGGGACCUCAGCAGCUGACAAGGCAUACCAUUUGGAAUGGUGUUGAGCAAGUCCCUCUCCUUCACAUGAUCUUUUUAUUUAGUAACUUUUAAAAAUUCCAUUUCUAUACAUUUCUUUUUGGAUGUUUAUUUUGCAUAAGAUGAAGCCUUUCUAAAAAUGUAUCAUUUUUUUAUAUCAAUUUUAAUGUCAGCAAUAUUAUCAUCACCAUAAGCAACUUAUGAUUUAGAUUUUUAAUUACAGAAUUUAUGCUGCCCACAUUCUGUCUCUUUGUUUUUUCAUCCUUUAUAAAAGAGUAUUAAUAUUUUAUACAUGGUUGUACAAGACAAUAAAUAUCUUUUGAAAGAUUUACCACUUUUAGAUGCAUUUGAUGUAAAAACUACUUUAUCAGUGACCUUGCAUAGGUGUGAAAUAAACCCUGAAAGUUUCAAAAGAAACGUAAAGGCAUUUAGUUGAAAAGGAACAUUCAGUUCAUGUCACAUGCUCUUUAGACAGAGCUAGGCACAAUUGUCAUGAAUAUCAUCUGUCCAUGAGUUUCUUCAUUUUCUUCCCAUUCCUUUCAACCUCAUCAUAGUGUCAUUUUACUGGAAUAUAUAUACAAGCACAAUAUGUAUGUGUGCUUGUGUCUACAUAUAUAUAUAUAUAGUACACACUGUAAAUGCAUCAACAAUUGCAUAUGCACACACAAACACUUUUUUUAAGUUGUGUGUUUUGAAAUACAUGAUGUCUUUAAAAGAAACACUUGAGGUUUCUUCCCCACAAAAUACCACGCUAACCAGUGAGGAAUAUGUAUUGGUAUGACAUUUACAUUUGUACACCGGAGUGGUACAAACAGACAUUGGCAGCUCUCGCUAAAUCUGUCUUGUGCAUCAGAUACGCCAUUUUUUUGCUAUGCUACGAUUUUGACCUGAAUUGUGUCUGUCCGCACUCAGUAAUCUGAUGGUUGUUCAGCCCCACCUCCUCAUCUCAGUUUUAAAAGCCUGUUAUAAUUCCCUUUCUGCCAUGAGCCACUAAACUAUACUACUAGUUCCAACUUGGCAGCUGAUCCACAUAUGGUUUUAGUCUUCAGCUCAGCUUGCUGGUUAGAUUUUGUUCCUCUAGGGGCCAGCUUGGAGGAUUAUGUUGAAGACUCUUUGUCUGCCUGUGUGCCUGUACACAGUUUUAAAUAUGUUGUAUUGUUUUCUGGUCGCCAUGGUGACAAUUUUUGCAAAUUGAUAAAGUUUUCUUCCCAGACUCCAUCUUUUGUAAGGAGUCUUGUUUUUUUUUUUUUGUAAUCUCUUAAUGUUGAUGUCUGUUUUCUAUUGAAUAAAAAAAAGCUUUUGGCCUCUUGAUAAGACAACCAUGAUUAUGAUUCGCUCCAUUUGCUGCCCUGCUUCUAAAGACUUAAAAUCCUAGCCAAGGUGUUUUGUUUUCUUGCAGUAUCAUAUUGCUGCUGCACAAGGAUUCACAUCAAAAUGUUUGUGCUUUGAAUGUCGAGAUAACACAUUUAGACAUGCUGUGUUCUUAAGGCAUUCAGAUGUUGUGCAAGUUCAGGCAGUUGCAUUAGUAUUUUUUCUUCUUUUGAUUAUCUAGAGAAGUAAUCAACAUUUCUUUCUUUUCCUCUAAUACCACCAAACUUUUUGCCCUCUUGAGGGCACUUUUGUUUUCCCCAAGUUAUUUGUCAGCCUUCUGCUCUGGCUUCAGUUGCCCAUAACUAAAGAAGAAAGUUUAGACAUACUCUUGAAGCUAAAUAACCAAAGGGAUAUAAACAAUAUUUAUUAUUUGAUUAAGACUGCUUUCAGAAGAGUGAAAUUGCUUUUCCUUUUGCAUAUUUAGUCUGUUGUCAAAUAUAUAAACAGUUCUCUUGAGCUUACCUGUUUUCCUGGAGGAAAUUAAAGUUGAGGAUUUUUUUAUUCCGUAAAUGGUAUACUAAUGCUUAAUUACUGAUUAGUGUACAAUCUUUAUGUAAUACAUCAGUAUAUGUGUCUUACAAUGACAAGUAUAUUGUUUCGUCACCUUUUUGGUUCAAAUCCUUUUUCAGAAUUUUUGUUCAUUCUGUGCAUUGUGGGUCACAUGCUUGAAGCCUUCUUCGGACCAAAUAAAUUAUGAAACGUGCCCUUACAAAAAAAAAAAAAUGAAGCCUGUUCUUUGUUCACUGUUAACUGUAAAAAGCUGGCCUUCACUUCUGUGCCUCAAAGUUCUUUAUAAACACUUUAUUUCAACUGUCAAAGCAGUGGGGGCAGUGCCUUGUACAGCCUCAGUUGAAUGUAUGAUUGUAUUUGUACAUUCUGUAUAUUGAGAACUUUCAUACUGAAGAAAGAAAAGUGCUUUUGUUUUCUUUAUUACUUUUUACCACCAAGGUUUUACUGUACUUUAUGUGAACAGGCUUGACUGCACUGCAACAGGUUUAUUAAAUGUUGGUAUAUUUUAAAGUGCAGUUAGAUUGUUCUGGAAGCCAGUAAUUAAUACAAAUAUAUACUUAUAAGCUUGCUACACUUGCAUUCCUCAGCUGAGGGUGUCAGACGCUGAUUUGAUAGAACUACAGGAAUUCGUAUCUCUAUCAAACACUUUUAAUGUUUUUAGCAUAGCAAAAAAUUAGCAAGUCCAAUAAAAGGCUGUUGGGAGUUUAUAGUUGCAAGGUUUCAGAAUUUUUCUUUGUUUUAUUGCCUUAAGAUCUUAGAAGAGCAUCUAUACUUGUCUUCUGUGCAGUGGUGCUGAUGGCUGCACCUUCUGAAUGCACGUAGAUUAUGAGAGGGUGUACAGAAGUGUAGGGGGGAGGGGAGUGGUCAGCUGAUGAUGUCCAAGGGUGCCUUUAGAGACCACGUAAACUGUGAUUGCCCAAUGCACAGGACCAUUGGGAUGAUUGUGUGCUUGCAGGAGACAAACUACAAUAUAAGAAAAAAAAUUCUUUUAUUUAUAUGUAUUCGGAGAAAAGGGCAAAAGCAUGAGAUAAUAUACACAAUUACUUUUUAAGUUAUAACUUGAUACCACUUUUUUCACAUGUACAGCUUGAAAUUUUUCAUCAAGAAUAUCCAGAAAUUAUGUUUUGAGAAACAAACAUGUGCUAUUUACAUGUAGCGAAACCUGCUAACAGGAUGUUAGUAGCAAUCAUAUGCACAAUGCUCUUGAUGCUCAAAUCUUGCGCAUCAGUCAUUUCAUUCUCUUGUCAGCUAAUACAAUGCCAGUGUGAAAGACUGUUUAUUUAAAAAAAAAAAAGCUCUAUCAUAACUCUUUUAUGCUUCUUUGUCUUCGAGACAAGGUGAAAAAACUACUUCUAGCUUCUUGGUGGCAGAGAAGUGUGGAGAUUAGCAGCCUGAUGGAGCCUACAGGGGUGGGCCAGACCCCAUUUAUAGCUUUCUUUCCUGUUUCUGGCUCUAUUAGGCCACGUGUUGGCUGUCUGGAUAUUCACAUCAGUUUUUUCUUGAUUGUUUCAUGUAGUAAAAUGAUAAUAUUGAAAGUUAAUGAUAAAAAUGAGCAUCUAAGAUCUCUAGUUAAAUUUUGAUUGAAUAAACAUGUACAGAUUA
Messenger RNA from Pomacea canaliculata, 11732 nucleotides. Its product is annotated as protein C-ets-1-like. The record is from RefSeq and is a predicted model, not a curated record. Gene Ontology annotation, cellular component: nucleus. The transcript has 8 exons. NCBI's taxonomy places the organism in Eukaryota, Metazoa, Mollusca, Gastropoda, Architaenioglossa, Ampullariidae. Gene Ontology annotation, molecular function: sequence-specific DNA binding; DNA-binding transcription factor activity, RNA polymerase II-specific. The coding region runs from base 3030 to 4385 and encodes 451 amino acids. Gene Ontology annotation, biological process: cell differentiation; regulation of transcription by RNA polymerase II.